Molecule: messenger RNA, 969 nt
Organism: Aspergillus aculeatus ATCC 16872
Lineage: Eukaryota; Fungi; Ascomycota; Eurotiomycetes; Eurotiales; Aspergillaceae
Product: sugar O-acetyltransferase
Exons: 3
Coding region: 95-805 (236 amino acids)
Molecular function (GO): acetyltransferase activity
Source: RefSeq, a predicted model, not a curated record
AUCCUCCAUAAAUAGGCGCGCUGCCACGAGAUAAAGCACCAGGGUAUUCCCUUUCAUCUCCAGACAGUCCAUUGUUCAUUAGAUCACCGCCACCAUGUCUGUCGCUGCGUCCGAAAAACGACCCGAGAUCAUCGAGAUCGCCCGGGGAUUGAACCAUGUGCCCAUGUGCGAAGAGUACGAGCGGAUGAUCUCCGGCAUGCUCUACAACCCCAACGUCCCGAAGCUUCUGGAAGGCCGACACCGCGCCCGCGGCGUGGCCCAGGACUACAACAACCUCGACGCCAAAUCCGUCCCCUUCGAGCAGAUCGCUGAGCGGCGCUUCGAGCUCCUCCAGAAGAUCGUCGGCCGGGUCGGCGAGGGCACCUUCAUCGAGCCGCCCUUCAUGCCCGACUACGGCUGCAACAUCAGCAUUGGCCGCGACUGCUUCAUGAACUUCAACUUCACCGCCCUCGACACCAGCCUGAUUAUCAUCGGCGACCGCGUCCAAUUCGGCCCGAACGUCAACAUCUACACGGCCGGCCAUGACGUCAGCGUGCUGUCGCGCCGCAAGUUCGUCGAGUUCGGCCACCCCAUCACGAUUGGCAACGACUGCUGGAUCGGCGGGAACGUGGUCAUCCUCCCGGGCGUCACCAUCGGGGAAGGAUCGACGAUUGGCGCCGGCUCCAUUGUCACCAAGGAUAUUCCUCCCUUCUCGGUAGCGGUCGGGAACCCCUGUCGCGUGCGCAAGACGAUCCCCUCCGCUGAGGAGGAGGAGCAGGAUCCGAAUAACCCGUAUCGCAACAUGGUGCGGGAGGAUCGGGUGUGAACAAGAUGACGACUGGGGUUGUAGGUGGAAUUCUGCAGAGCACCGCUGGUGGAGACAUGGGAUUUGAAAUGUUCACACUCAAUAGAGACGAUGUUUUUAGACAUGAACGAGCACAUUCUAAAACAUAUACACAGGAGGAUUAAGACCACAAUAAUCAUACUACA